Messenger RNA from Dioscorea cayenensis subsp. rotundata (Guinea yam), 2358 nucleotides. RefSeq names its product probable glucomannan 4-beta-mannosyltransferase 11. The transcript has 10 exons. The record is from RefSeq and is a predicted model, not a curated record. Gene Ontology annotation, cellular component: Golgi apparatus. The coding region runs from base 230 to 1837 and encodes 535 amino acids. Gene Ontology annotation, molecular function: mannan synthase activity. Lineage: Eukaryota; Viridiplantae; Streptophyta; Magnoliopsida; Dioscoreales; Dioscoreaceae.
ACUGUCUAUACCAAAGUCAUCAAAGUUGAACUUUAAUGUCUUGUCUUCAUUUUAUUCAUCCAAAAAAUUAUGAAACCAGAAAUUUUUUGCUUGAUUCAUGGAUAUGUUUGUUUAGAUUCUAAAACCCUGUUCUUCUUGCAUCAAUGGUCCCACUCUCUUUGUUCAACUUUAUAUAAAAGGUAGUCAUGAAGGAUCAAAUGAGGUAGAAGCUGCUGAGUAGUUUACACAUAUGGCUGCCAUAACUCAGACAGCAGCUGCAGUGAUGGCUGUUCUUGUCCAAGUAUGGAAUUUAGUGAGAGUGACACUAGUUGUGCCAUUGUUAAGGUUGGCAAUCUUCCUGAGCUUGAUGAUGACAGUGAUGAUACUUGUGGAGAAGGUUUUUGUGGGCAUGGUGAGUUUGACAGUGAGAAUUUUUGGUCUAAAGCCGGAGAAACGGUAUCGAUGGGAACCGAUGAGGCCGGACUUGGAGACCGGACACUUGGCUUAUCCUAUGGUGCUCAUUCAGAUUCCAAUGUAUAAUGAGAAAGAGGUUUACAAGCUCUCAAUUGGAGCUGCCUGUAGUCUUGACUGGCCUUCAGACAGGAUGAUAAUCCAAGUCUUAGAUGAUUCUACAGAUCCAAUAGUGAAGGAUUUGGUUGAGCUUGAAUGUCAGAAAUGGAAGAGCAAAGGAGUGAAAAUUACAUAUGAAGUUAGAGACAAUAGACAAGGUUAUAAAGCAGGAGCAUUGAAGGAAGGAAUGAAGUAUGAUUAUGUUCGAGAGUGUGAUUAUGUUGCAAUGUUUGAUGCUGAUUUCCAACCAGAAUCUGAUUUUUUGCUGAGAACUAUUCCCUUUCUUGUGUAUAAUCCUGACAUUGCUCUCGUUCAAGCUAGGUGGAAGUUCGUGAAUGCUGAUGAGUGUAUGAUGACCAGGAUACAAGAAAUGUCACUAGAUUAUCACUUCAAGAUUGAGCAAGAAGCAGGCUCUUCUACAUUUGCAUUCUUUGGUUUCAAUGGAACUGCCGGUGUUUGGCGUAUUAAAGCCAUUGACGACGCAGGAGGAUGGAAAGAUAGAACAACUGUCGAAGAUAUGGACUUAGCAGUUCGAGCAGGGCUCGAAGGUUGGAAGUUUGUCUAUGUUGGAGACGUUCAUGUGAAAAGCGAGUUGCCGAGCACCUUCAAGGCGUAUCGGUAUCAGCAGCACAGAUGGUCUUGUGGUCCUGCAAAUUUGUUCAAGAAAAUGGCCAAGGAGAUAGUGAUUAAUGAGAAUGUGUCAAUGUGGAAGAAAUUUCAUUUGCUAUACAGCUUUUUUUUUGUCGGCAAAAUCGUUGCUCAUACUGUAACAUUCAUCUUUUACUGCAUUGUGAUCCCGGUUUCAGUAAUAGUACCUGAAGUUGAAAUUCCUCAAUGGGGAGUGGUUUAUGUCCCAACAUUGAUCACAUUUUGCAAAGCUUUUGGAACUCCAAGCUCAAUUCAUCUGGUGAUCUUUUGGCUCCUUUUCGAAAAUGUCAUGUCCUUACACCGAAUAAAAGCCGCUUUUACUGGACUACUAGAUGCAGGGAGAGUGAAUGAAUGGAUAGUCACCGAGAAGUUAGGCGAUGCGCACAAGCCUAAGAACACCGAUAACUUCCAAGAUAGCUCAAACACUCAACCACUGAUGAACAAGCCUAAGAAAACUCAAACCAAUAUUUGGCAAAGAUUCUAUUUUUCAGAAAUUUGGAUUGGUUUGUUCAUGUUAUCAUGCGGUUGCUUUGAUCUUGCAACAAGACAGCAAGGCUACUUCAUCUACCUAUUUCUCCAAGGCUUUGCAUUUCUCUUCAUUGGUUUUGGAUACGUGGGAACAUAUGUUCCUGGUUCUUAGUCAUCUGAUUCUUGCAACACUGAAUUCACCAUCAAAUUUUACAGAAGUAUCAUGUGAAUCCUUCCUUUCUCUCUGCACAUGUACGGCUCUUUAUUCCAAUUGACAGAUACCAGCAAAUGUUGGCUGUCAAGAUUCUAGCAAUUCAUAGCAAUUGUACCAAAACAAUGUGCAAAAAUGCAGCAACAGAGGGAAGAAUGGCACUUGUUUGAGUACAAUUUUGUAAUAAUUGCUGCAAAUUUUGUCUGUUCAAUUAAUUUUUUUUUUUAACAAAGGCGAUAAGCGCCGCCUUAUAAUGAGGUGUCAAAGGAUAUACAGACACAGAAGUGCACUAGUUACAGUAGUUUAACGACCCCCUAGAGAUUUAUUAACCCGGCCAAAUGUCAUAUGGGGCAAUUAAAUUUCUACCAUGUGCACGCCUAGAAGAUAUUUCAGGAACCAAACCAAGUUAAUAAAUCCCGCUGUCUUGUAACCCUGGAGAGGAGGAAAAUGAUAUACUCUCAUGAGGGACCUAUAAACAGUAC